Cryphonectria parasitica EP155 is the source of this 492-nucleotide messenger RNA. RefSeq lists its product as uncharacterized. Bases 1 to 492 code for a protein of 163 amino acids. The transcript is spliced from 3 exons. NCBI's taxonomy places the organism in Eukaryota, Fungi, Ascomycota, Sordariomycetes, Diaporthales, Cryphonectriaceae. The record is from RefSeq and is a predicted model, not a curated record.
AUGGGUCUUUCCAAAAUCUCACUUGUGCCCACCCUUAUACUUGUCCUGCCCCUGGUCUGUCUUGCAGCUCCACCACCAACCGUGCCAGACACCGCCAUCCUCGUCGCUAGGAGUGAUUUGUCGCCGCACAUGGACUGUUACAACGGAGGUGAGCAGUUCCAGAACAUUGGAAACUGGGACCUAGUCAACGCCACUGUUCUAGCCCUUUGCAGAGACUUCGCCGGCUACAACGGCCACACUUUCAACAUUGGCGACUCGGUCAAUUCGUGUGCAGACGCCACACCAGGAAAGGGCCCUAGCAUCCAUCUAGCCAUGAAGUACAAGGGUGAGUCGGAAACAUGGACUGCCAAGGAUGACCACUACGAUGGAGGUCUUACGUCCUACUGCUGGACGGCCGUGGAGUGGGCUCUGACCGAAUGUCUCUCUGGCGGUUUAUUCGAAAACCAUAAAUACUGGGAUGUGAAGCUCGAUCCGAACUCGGGAGGCUGUUGA